AUUAUUGGCGGCAGUAACGCUGCCUUCGGCAAAUUUCCGUAUCAAGCGUCAUUGAGAUUAAACGGAUUGCAUAUAUGCGGUGGAUCUAUCCUUGAUAAUCUUAAUGUAUUAACUGCAGCAAGUUGUGUUCUCAGAUCAAAACCGGACGUUAGAUGUUCACCGGACGAAUUAACGGUUCACGUUGGCUCAAACUUAUUAAACGAAUCAGUAUUUGUUUAUGACGUAGCCAAUGUUAGGAUUCACCAAAAUUACGAUGAUUAUUUUCUCAUUAAUGACAUCGCCUUGGUUCAUCUUAAAAGUCCUAUCAAAUAUUUCAAGUUAGUGCAACCGAUAAAUCUUACGAAAUCCGAUGAAAUUUCUGAAGGCCUGCAGUGCACGUUAACCGGAUGGGGAAGUAUAUAUGAUGGUGGAAAUAUGUCGAACAGCUUGCGAAAAAUUGAUUUGGUAGUCGAAUCGCAGAAAAAAUGCGAGGAAACAUAUUGGAAAGUGACAAAUAGUCAUAUCUGCACACUGAACGCUGUCCCUAACACCAUCGAUGGGCCAUGCGACGUAAGUCAUCGAUUCUUAAUAUCAUAAAACGCAUUAAGGUAG
This is a messenger RNA of Wasmannia auropunctata (little fire ant), 591 nucleotides long. RefSeq names its product chymotrypsin-1-like. The record is from RefSeq and is a predicted model, not a curated record. The annotation marks the transcript as partial. Gene Ontology annotation, biological process: proteolysis. The transcript is spliced from 3 exons. Gene Ontology annotation, molecular function: serine-type endopeptidase activity. NCBI's taxonomy places the organism in Eukaryota, Metazoa, Arthropoda, Insecta, Hymenoptera, Formicidae.